Triticum turgidum subsp. durum (durum wheat) is the source of this 306-nucleotide messenger RNA. NCBI's taxonomy places the organism in Eukaryota, Viridiplantae, Streptophyta, Magnoliopsida, Poales, Poaceae. The record is from the annotation of a GenBank genome assembly.
AUGUCCAUGAACCCCUUCUGCGAGAUUCCCAUGGAGGAGGCGUUGCGGCUCUGCGAGGCCGGCGCCGCCUCCGAGGUCGUCGCCGCCACUGUCGGUCCCGCGCAGGCCGCCGACACGCUCCGCACCGCACUCGCCAUGGGCGCCGACCGCGCCGUCCACGUCCUCCACGACCCCGACCCCGACCCCGCCCGCCCGCUCCUCCCGCUUGCCGUCGCCAAGAUCAUCUGUGCCCUCACGCUCCAGGAGACCCCCGGCCUCCUCAUCCUCGACAAGCAGGUUCUCAGAUCGAGUGCUCCCUCCAGGUGA